UUGCUUCAGCUUCUCCACCACGGGCCUCCCCCCAUCCGCCGCCAUCUUCCGCCGCCAAAAUGAUGAUCGGCGAGUCCCGCCACCCUCUCCACCCCACGGUGCGCAUCCCUCCUCCGUGGCCAUCCCUCGACGAUCCCGCCGACGAGAUCCUCUCCCAGUUCGACGCCGACCACCUCGCCUCCGCCGCCGCUGCUAGCCCGCGCUACCUGCAGGAUAUCAUCGCGGCGCUGCGCCGCCACCAGGCCGACCCGGACUCCGACGGCCCCGACUCGCCGGUCGACCUCUACACGUCCGACCAAUUCCGCAUGUACGAGUUCAAGGUUCGGCGGUGCACGCGGGGCAAGUCCCACGACUGGACCGAGUGCCCCUACGCCCACCCGGGCGAGAAGGCGCGGCGGCGCGACCCGCGGCGCCACGGGUACUCCGGCGCGGCCUGCCCCGACUUCCGGAGCGGGCAUUGCCCGAAGGGAGACGCCUGCGAGCUCGCCCACGGCGUGUUCGAGUGCUGGCUCCACCCCUCGCGGUACAGGACGCAGCCCUGCAAGGACGGGCUCAACUGCACACGGCGCGUCUGCUUCUUCGCCCACACGGCCGAGCAGCUGCGCGUCGUGCCCGGGCAGCAGAGCCCGCGGAGCGUCGAGUCGCUGUCCUCGUCCCCGCCGGCGUCGCCCAUGUCGCUGUCGCUGUCCCGGUCGCCGUUCCGGGCGGACCCGGUGGCCGAGAUGGUCGCCUCCCUCAGGAACUUGCAGCUCGACAAGGUGAAGUCCAUGCCCUGCGGCGGCGGGUCCAGCUCCGGGUCGCCCAGAGGCCCCAGAAUCCGACCCGGGUUCUACAGCAUGCCCACGACGCCGACCACCCAAUCCACCCCGACGGCGCGCGGCGGGAUCGGGUAUCUCGAUUCGUGGGAGAGCGGGUACGAGGAAGAGCCGGCGAUGGAGAGGGUGGAGUCCGGCAGGGACCUGAGGGCCAAGAUGUUCGAGAAACUGAACAAGGAGAGCUCGUUGGAUACCGUCCGACCAGAAUCCGUCCCGGAUGUAUGGUGGGUGUCGGACCUGGUCAAGUGAGAGCGGGAUCUUUGUCUACGUGUUCCCUCUCUCUUCAUUGUAAAUAGGAUCUGAAACGGAGGAGAGGGAAAACAGGGUAAACCGUUAAACGAUUUCGGACUCUAGCUACUGUACAUAUAUAUGGUAACCGGCGGCCAUUCGAUGGCAUGCCGAAGCGAACUUGGAAGUUGGUUCCAGUUCCCAAAGGAGAAGAAGACGAUGAUCGAGAGAGACAGAACACAGAAGGUUAGGCGACGUUUCGUGUUCGACGAGGGCCCGAUUCCCAAAUUGCAGAAGGUCUCCUGAUUGCAGGUUGAUUCCACGUUCCGUUCCUCGAUCGUUUCUUGUUUGUUUUUUGGAUCGACUGAAGAAGAAGAAGAAGAAAAGGUCGCAGGAGCCAUCGUCGAUGGUCAUGUCCUCUUGAUGCAGCGAUCUUGAAAAGGGUUUUUUCUAUUCUAGUAAUCAUCAUCAUCUGGUAUCGUGACUCAAAAAACAUGUCUGAGGUUUUAAGAUUUCUUUACUGAUUCUGUCUGGGUAUAUAUUCGUCUGGAAGAAGAAGAUCAUGGUCUACUAAUUCCUCUUCGGUUUUGUUUUUUUUUUGGUCGGUUUCUUUUCUCUGGCCAGAACCCAUCCAAAGCUUUUUGAGUUCAUGAAAGAGUCUAUCGUUACUGAAGUGAUUUCCAUGUGUGGACUGUGGGGAGUUCAUGUCUGUAAGAUAAAGAUUUCAUUUUUAUAAUGCCAAUUUU
Messenger RNA from Syzygium oleosum, 1789 nucleotides. RefSeq names its product zinc finger CCCH domain-containing protein 20-like. The record is from RefSeq and is a predicted model, not a curated record. Gene Ontology annotation, molecular function: metal ion binding. Lineage: Eukaryota; Viridiplantae; Streptophyta; Magnoliopsida; Myrtales; Myrtaceae. The coding region runs from base 60 to 1064 and encodes 334 amino acids. The transcript has a single exon.